Messenger RNA from Trypanosoma cruzi, 2640 nucleotides. Its product is annotated as trans-sialidase, putative. The transcript has a single exon. Lineage: Eukaryota; Euglenozoa; Kinetoplastea; Trypanosomatida; Trypanosomatidae. Gene Ontology annotation, molecular function: exo-alpha-sialidase activity. The record is from RefSeq and is a predicted model, not a curated record. Bases 1 to 2640 code for a protein of 879 amino acids.
AUGCUCUCACGUGUUGCUGCAGUGGAGGCACCCCGCACACACAACCGUCGCGGCGUGACCGGAUCCAGCGGGAGGAGGAAGGAAGGAGGAGAGAGUGAGCCGCAGGGGCCCAACAUUUCCCGGCAUCUCUUCCAUUUUGUUCUCCUCGUUGUCAUUGCUUUCGGCGGCAGUGUUGGGGCUGUGACUGCGGAUGAGGUGCAGGAGUCGGACCUGGGCUCUUCAUCGGGGAAACAUUUUGUUUGGAGAGAUGUGAAAGAUGGAGAGAAAGUGAGUUUGCUCCGUGUUCCCAGUCUUGUUGAGAUGAAUGGUGAGGUGUUUGCCGUUGCCGAGGCGCAGUGCGGAAAGGAUGGCGCCACUCUUCCUUGCAUUGCUUCACAAUUCAUGAAGUUCGACGAUAGAAACCCAAAAGCCCUUGAGACAACUCAAGUAAAGACACAGGUACUGGAGGAAUGUUCUUCCGAAGAAGGCAAAUGCCCCUCCCAAACAGUAGUCCUGGAAGGUUCCGGAAGCCAGACGAGAUUAUUUGUGGGCCGACCAACAACUGCUGUGAAGGGAAGUGAUAUUUACAUGCUUGCUGGAAAGUACGACAGUAAAGGUUGUCUGAGGAGUGUUGCGGCUCAAUUGGGACUUUUGCUGGUGAAAGGGAACGUCAGUGCUGGGGACAAUGAAAAAAGAAUUCUUUGGAAUGAUACUGUCAGUAUCCCGUGCAAUACUAUUGGCGAACAUGACGUCUCCUUGACGGGAUACAUUGGCGGCGGUGGAUCGGGUGUUAAGAUGAAUGACGGUACGCUUGUGUUCCCGUUGGAAGCCGUGAAGAAGAAGGACGUGGCAGAAAACGAUGCAAAGAAUAACAACGUUUCGCUGAUUAUAUACUCCUCGGACAGUGCGAAUUGGAAGCUGUCGAAGGGGAUGUCUGCCGAUGGCUGCAGUGAUCCCUCCGUCGUGGAGUGGAAGGACACAAAACUCAUGAUGAUGACUGCGUGUGCUGGUGGCCGCCGCAGGGUGUACGAGUCCGGUGACAAGGGGGAGUCGUGGACGGAGGCACUCGGGACACUCUCGCGCGUGUGGGGCAACAAACACGAGGGAAAAGCGAAGGCCGUUAGAAGCGGGUUCACCACAGCGGAGAUUGAUGAAAGGAAGGUGAUGCUCGUUACUCUGCCGGUGUAUUCUGAGAAGGACGGCAAUGAAAAGGGUGAACUUCAUCUUUGGCUGACGGACAACACGCACAUUGUUGAUAUUGGUUCGGUAUCCGAUGAUGGGGACGAGGAGGUUGCCGCCAGCUCUCUUUUGUACAAAAGUGGUACAGGUGAUAAUAAGAAGGAGGAGUUGAUUGCACUGUACGAGAAGAAGAAGGGCAGUGAGAAAACAUCACCCGGUAUGGUCUCCGUGCUUCUGACUGAGCAGCUGAAGCGUGUGAAGAAGGUGCUGGCGACCUGGAAGGAAGUGGACGGCCGUGUCUCCCUGCUGUGCACGUCAUUAAUUGCUCAGGAGGAUCGCUCAACUGACACUGCCUGCAGCGCUGUUGAGGUCACGGAUGGGCUGGUUGGCUUUUUGUCCGGUAAUUUUUCUGAUGGCACAUGGAUGGACGAGUAUCUCGGGGUGAACGCCACAGUAAAUAAUAAAGCUGGGGCAGCAGCGGCCACAGGGCCCUCCAAUGGCGUGACGUUCACGGGGCGUGGCGCAGGGGCGGAGUGGCCCGUUGGCAAGCAGGGGGAGAAUCAGCUGUACCACUUUGCGAACUACAACUUCACUCUUGUGGCGACGGUGUCCAUCGACGGUGAGCCGAUAAGUAAUAUUCCAGUGGUGGGUGUGCGUGCGGGCAGUAAAGGAGGAAGCAAACUUAUUGAGUUGUCGUACAACAGCGGAAAGAAGUGGCAGGUGCUGCGCGGUGAUGGAGACCCUACGGAGCUCGGCAGCAUUGGGAAGACAGAUACAACGCAACACGUGGUAAUUUUGCUACGGAACGUCACCCAGUGCACCGCGUACGUUGAUGGUCAGCGAGUGGGGAAUGCACAAUGUGAAUUGGGAAGUGGUGAGUCGAAUGAGAUCUCCCACUUCUACAUUGGAGGGGAUGGAGGCAGCGCAGACGACCAAGAAAGCCGAGGAGACGUGUCUGUGACUGUGAGGAACGUCCUGCUGUACAACCGCCCGUGGGAUGACACUGAGAUUGGCGCCUUCAACCCGAAUAAAGCCAAUAUUCCAGUUGAGGUGGAAAGGCCUGUUGAAGGAGAAGCGAUUCAGCCAUCUUCUGGUGGACGACCGGAGGAACAGGGACAGUUGUUGGGGAGCAGCGGUGCAGGUGGUGUAUCCGCACCAACAGUGUCCAGUGCCACGACUUCCUCAGCAGGAGAAGAGUCCGUAAUGCAGAUGGUUUCAGAAGAAUCUUCCGAUGGAAGUGAAAAUGUGGGUGGCGCUUCCUUGUCCGACGGUGACCCAACGGUGGAGACAAGAGAAGAAGGAACGGAUGAGCAGGAGAAGGAGAUCCAAGCACAGAACGCGGACGUAAAGGCUGCGGCCCUCAGCAGCAAUCUCGGGAAUGUGUCGCAGGGGAAUAACAGCGAUGCCUGCAGUGUGUGUGGGAGCGGACUGUUGCCAUCGUUGCUUCUCCUGUUGGGACUGUGGGGGUUCGCGGCUCUGUGA